GUGCCCAUAUUCCUCUUUCACAGAGGAGGAGAGCAGUUUUUCAAAAACCAGUUCCUCCGUUAGAAGAGGCCCUCAAACAAAUUCAGGAAUCCAACUUAAAACCAGAAGUAAACCUUCCCUCUUCCCACAGACCAAUAAUAAACUGGAGAUCCAUUCCUGCUUGUCCAGCUGUCUCCACACCUGAUCCCCACUUACCUGAUCAGCAGUCUCCUUUACGAGCCCCCCUGCUAUCCCAGCAUUCCCAAAUUCUUCCUAGCUAUCCCCCUGUUCCUCCCACCCGCCAGCCUCAGACCCUGCCUAUCUAUCCAUCUGUCCCCUCUACUCUCCCCAGAACCUUCCUACCAGCCCCAUUACUGUCCUCCCCAGUCAAAUAUCUUCCUCGUCCUCCAGCCCCAGUCACUCCCAGCUUUUCUAGCAGUUUCCCAUGUCUGCUAGCCCCAAUUCCUUCUGGCCCUCCUGACCGUUUACCCCACCCACCUCAAGAUCUGCCAGUCAUUCCUGAUUCUGACUCACACAGCAAGUUAUUUUACAAAACUUUCAGACCCAAACAUUUCCUUCCAGCACAGCAUUCUACCGCAACCACUCUAAUGCCUGCGCUUGUUCGUCGUUCCCUUCCAGCUCGACUGGUUGUUUCCCCAACCCCUUUGGAAGGUCUCCCUGUUUUGAAGCCUUCCUGUUUAUCCAAUCAUCCCCCUCAUCAACCAACUCCCACUCUUUCUUAUGUCACUCCAUUGCCUGAACAUCCUGCUAGCUUAGAUCCUUUUCAGUCAGUCCAGCAAUCUGUUCCACAAACCAAAACAUUGUCAAAUCUGCUCCAAGCCGUUGUAGACCAUCCGCCUACAUCAUUUCUCUCCCAUCCACCUCCCUGUCGUUCUCCAUCCUCUUCUUUGUCUUCAUCUCCUACUUCCAUAUCCCCUCGUUCGUCUUCUGUACGGUUUUCUUCCUCUUCAUCCAUUCUUUCCUCUUCUUCACCCUCCCCUUCUGCCUCUCCAUUCUUACCUCCUUCGACUAUUCCUCUUUUUUCCUCUCCUUUGGAUUCAUCACCCUCUCCAUAUUUGCCUCCCACAAAUUUAGAUUUUGCUUCUCCAGUUCCACCUGUUUCUUCUUCCUUUAUGGUUUCUUCUUCCUUUCCCCCCAUGCUUCACUCUUCCUCUUUUUCUACCUCCCCAUCUCCUUUUAUUCCUAUCCAUUCCUUCAGUCCUCCUCACUGGGGGAAGAAAGUAGAGAAGAGAAGAGAAGCAAGUGGAGUAGAGAAGAAAGAAAUAGAGAAGAAAAAGUUGAGAGACGACAACUUUAAAGAACUAUAGAUAAUACCUUACCUUCGUCAUUGUCAAAAAAUGAUCACAAGCAUCAGAAACAUCUCAUAUGCAAAAUCAAUUGUGAUAAAGAAAUGAAGGAAAACAGCAAGGCAAACUUGACUGCUAACAAAGAUGCAUUUCAGCUUAAACUGGAGGAAACUCAGAAACUCCUAGAAGAUCAUCAUCUAAGCAGUUUGCAAAAAUUUUGUGAUGAAGUUAAUCAGAUAACAAAUUCUGAAACCCUCUCAAGUAUAGACAGUCUUGAGGCUGGGGAAUAUGAAGAAAUAUAUUUAACUCUUAAUAAGGAGACUUCCACAUCAAUCCAGCAGCAGAAUUCUAUUUCUCUCAAAUUAGCAAAUCUGCAAUCAACUAAUCUAAGCUGCUUUGAUGAAGAUAAACUGUCAUUCUCUAAAACUCAACAUAUAAAUAAUUGGCUUAUAAAUGUAGAUGAUCCACAUACUCAGACUGUCACGCCUUUCUCAGAUAUUUUAAGUGAACCUAAUGCUCUGCCUUCAUGUGAAUGUUUAAAUAGUAAAGGACAAAAUCCAUCUCUUCUGAGUAGAACUGUGGAAAGAACCACAAAUACUGCUAAUAAUUCAGUAGCCUUUGUACAUAGUCCACCCAUAUAUGCACAAGAUAAAAAAAGCAAAAAGACCCCUGAAACUAGUACUGUGAGGAUAACUGACUCCUCUUCUGGAGCAUUCAAAAGGGAGAGACCACUGGUUACUGAGAGCCCAGCAUUUAAAUUCAGCAAAUCCUGGACCACUCCAGAUUCUCUAACCCAGGAAAUGGCUACAACGUCAGACGAAGAGAAAUAUUCUGAAUUAACUCAAGAAACUAGAACUACUUCAGCUCCUACUUCAUUUGUACCUGUGGCAACACCUUUAGUUUUGCCAUCUAGCACACAGUCAGCCAGGCCUUUACCAAAGAACAGUACACAUAUAAAAGAAAUUGACCCGGUGCAGUGUUCUGAUAAGUUAGGAGAAUUGAAAGACAUUAAAGAUGAAAAAGUAAAAUAUGUUCAUUGUAAUAAGGAAGAGUUGCCUUUAUUUUCAGAUGACUUUCAAGCCACCUGCAUACCUCACAACUCUGAUUCGAAAGAUAAGAACCAGAAAAUAGCUGAAACAUCAACAUCACCGUCUCAUGUAAUUUCUGAUUGUGACUCAGUCGAACAGCACAAGAAAAUGAAAUACAAUAUUCAUGAGAGAAAUGGCGUGAGGUUUCUCAAAAGUAUUUUAAAGAAAGAAUCUAAAUACGAACAUGAUUAUUUUAAGGCACUAGUUACAAACCAAGGCUUCAAGUUAGGAAAUCAAAAAGCAGCAGGUAUCAGAGAUAGUAUUGAAUUAACAAAAGAAAGAGGGAAAAGUGUAGAAAUACCAAAGACUAUGAAAAAACUGAGGUGGUUUGAUGAAACUGGAGAUAUGGGGAAAAAUGCUGAAGAUAAUCAUUCUUUGCAGAAUAGAGUAGGAAUAUUGCAACAGUGGUCUCAACCAUUCCACACUCAAACUAAAAGCGGUGCUGCUAGCAACAUGACAAGAAUUCCUGCUUGCGCUGUAAAUUCUGCUGAUAGAGAAAUGCCCAAGGAUGAUGUUCUCUCUGAAAAUGUCGCUGCUUUAGGAAGAUCUCGAAUAGACCAUGUGCCUUUGAACUGUUUUAUACCUUCAGAUUAUAAAAUUGCUAAGCAAGCCUGGCCAGCCUCAGAGAAAGAGGAGAGUAAAUCCCCUGUACAUAGUGGUGAUGCUAAAAGCCAGAAAGCGAAUCCACAAAGAGGCGGAGCCAAAGUAAUUAGAAGAACAAGAUCUGCUAAAGUCCAAUCAGGCUUUACAUAUACGAACAGAAAAGGCACUGUUGUUCGACCACAGUCUGCAAGGAAAGCCAACACAUUUUUACAAGCUCAGGGUAAAUUAAUUGUGCCUCAUCCUCCUCCUAAAUCUCCAUUAAAUGUUAAGAGUUGUAAAAAUACACAAGUAUCUCAGUAUCAAUCAGUAAGGCCUGAAAAUUCUCAAACCAUUAGUACAUACAACUGUUUUAAUUCAAAACAUGUGCUUUCAACAGAACGCAAGUUGAAUCAGUGGAAUCAAGAAAGUAGUCUUCCACUGUCACACGUCUGUUCUGACUUAGUCACUGUGAUGCCAUCUCUACCACAUUGUUCUUCUGAAUGCCAAACUUCAGCAAAGACAAAUCAUUCAAAUGGCACUCAAACGGUUGCCCAGCAAGAUGCGACGUUAUAUUGCUCCCAAAGAUGUCCGACAUAUGAAGAAAGCCAUCCCUCUGUGACUCUUAGAACUACUAAAGAAGAAUCUGUUCCCUUGUGGAAAAGACAUCAUAAUAUUCUGGGUCAAAAUGCAAAGGUUGCUGUUUCAGGCAGUACUUCUGAAUUUUUGAUGGCUGAAAACCUAGUGAAAGCUUCAGUGCCUGAGGAUGAAAUUCUAACUGUCCUGAACAGCAGGCAACUACAGAAACCAAACCCGGCUUUCAGUCAGAUCCAGCGAUUUGACAUCUGUGCACUAUCCGCUGAAGAACAGAAGAUCCUGCAGUCCCUUAAUCGUCUCAAUGAAAGGUUAUACUAUGUACAAGAAACCAUUUGCAAAAAUCCAUCCAUCAAAAGUACUUUACAAAUAAUACCACUCUUGAACAGCCAGCCAAGGACCAGUCUAUCUCCUGAUGUCGGAUCCAGCUCACAGCGAAAAUACUAAGGACGUGUAACAGUAACUGUUAAAUGGAAUCAUUAUUUUUGAGAAUCUCCUGUAAAUACAUUAUAUAUUUCUGCAUUUGUUAAUUAUUAAAACACUAUAACCAUAAAAUAGAAAUAAAUCAUAACAUGGGCAAUGGAGAUAAAUUGACCAGUUGACAUUUAUGCUACCAAUUAUACUUUAUUAUAUAUUUUAUUGAUAAGUACAUUUUUAACAAAUGGAAAUACUUCACUGUUUUUCAUGAGAAUGCUACUGGAAAUAAAUUCAUUAUAUUUAAAAAUAAAACAGAAGAUAUUUUGUUACUCAUAUUAUGUAUUAGCUAGUUGCGAAGCUUGCUUUUCUGAAGUUCCUAAUAAAUUCUACUAAAUUUUUGUACAGUGGUGUAGAAACUUUAUGACUGAUAAUAUCCCUCAUAAAUAGUAAUGCUUCUUGUUUAAGACUCCAAAGGAUCCCUGUACUUUGGGGAUGUUACCAAGGGGUCUUGUUCUCAAUUCUGCAUGUUCAGAAGUUAGCGUUAUCACUUUAUCUGGGGGUGGCUGGCCUCAAAGAACUGACUUCAUUACCAGCGCUCACAAGGUAAAUGGUAAAUACAAAAAAUAAACUGCAAUCCCAGCUGGUUUUCUUGAACUGCCUGAUUAGUUAUGUUCCUUUCCCAAUAAGAAUGUCUGCUGGGAAAAAAAGAUCAAUAUUUGAAGGUUGUUUUUUCAAAUAGAGAAACAAAACCAAAAGUUGAAUGAUCAUUAAAAAACAACUUGUCACAGAAUUCUGGUAGUUUUAUAUAUCCUUUCAUUUUCCAUCAAUUAUUUCUUUUUAUGCUCUAGAUCGCCACCCCUCAUUUGGACUAUUUCAGGAUGGAUUUCUUACCUCUGGUACCAAUAAGACUGCUAGAAUAGUAGCAUUUCUAAAGAGUGAGUGAAAUGGCCAGAGUGAAAGUCGUAUCAAUCCCAUCUUGAAAGUUUUUAGAGCUUCCCUUCCAGCUACUAAAGAAAAUUUACACCCCUUAGCAUGAAGCACGAGGCUCUUCAUAUUCUGAGGCCCCCUGCUUACCCACAUCAUCUCUGCCACCUCUCUCACCACACUGUGUAGCCCCCUGUAUCCACCCUGCUAUUUCAUGCCCCUCUGCCUGCUCAUACACUAUCCCCUUAGCUUGGAACGCCUUCUCUUUC
Molecule: messenger RNA, 5157 nt
Organism: Vicugna pacos (alpaca)
Lineage: Eukaryota; Metazoa; Chordata; Mammalia; Artiodactyla; Camelidae
Source: RefSeq, a predicted model, not a curated record